Cryphonectria parasitica EP155 is the source of this 1590-nucleotide messenger RNA. RefSeq names its product putative MFS quinate transporter. Gene Ontology annotation, biological process: transmembrane transport; carbohydrate transport. The record is from RefSeq and is a predicted model, not a curated record. The coding region runs from base 1 to 1590 and encodes 529 amino acids. The transcript is spliced from 4 exons. Gene Ontology annotation, molecular function: carbohydrate:proton symporter activity. Gene Ontology annotation, cellular component: membrane. Lineage: Eukaryota; Fungi; Ascomycota; Sordariomycetes; Diaporthales; Cryphonectriaceae.
AUGCCGUGGAUACAAAAGGUCAUCCGCAACGAGGCGGUCAGGCUGGACCCUCCAGAGGUGUACAACUGGAGGGUGUUUGCCCUGGCCGCGGCAGCAUGUUUCGGCGGGACGCUGUUCGGCAUGGACACGGGCAUCAUCGGCGGCGUGCUCACCCUGCCCGACUUCAAGAAGGAGUUUGGCCUCGAGGGCUUCACCACCUCGGCCAGCGCCAACCUGUCGGCCAACCUCGUCAGCACCAUGCAGGCCGGCGCCAUCGUCGGGGCCCUGGCCGCCCUGCCCCUCGGCGAGAAGCUCGGCCGGAAGCCCAGCCUCAUGAUCAUCGCCGUCUUCGCCCUCGCCGGCGGUCUCAUCCAGGCCUUCUCCAACGGCAAUUUUGGCACCUUUUAUGCGGGCCGGGUCAUCGAGGGCUUGGGCCUGGGCGGUGCGACCAUGCUUGCGCCGCUUUACGUCUCCGAGAACUCGCCGCGCGCCAUCCGAGGGUUGUUGAUUGGCUUUUACCAGCUUUUUGAGACCAUGGGGGCCAUGAUUGCUUUCUUUAUUGAUUAUGGCUCGCUGCUCCAUAUCAAGGGUCACGCUUCUUGGCAGGUCCCCCUGGCCCUGCAGUCCCUCCCACCCUUCCUCAUCUUCAUCACCAUCUUCUUCUGCCCAGAGUCCCCGCGCUGGCUCGCCAGCAAGGACAACUGGGAGAAGGCCUCGGGGGUGCUGUCGAGCGUGCGCCACCUCCCCGUCGAGCACCCGUACAUCCAGCAGGAGCUCCUGGAGAUGAGGAUGCAGCUCGAGGAAGAGCGGCGGUCGGUCCAUGGGUCUGGCUUCUGGGCUAUGCAGAAGGAGUGCUGGCUUAUUCCUGGGAACAGGAAGCGGGCUCUUAUGGCCAUGGCGCUGAUGACUGCACAGCAGUGGACAGGCACCAACGCCAUCAACUACUACGCCCCCGAGAUCUUCGAAUCCCUCGGCAUCACAGGCAACGCCGAGUCCCUCCUGGCCACAGGUGUGUACGGCAUCGUCAAGAUGUGCUCCUGCGCCAUCUUCAUCACCUUCCUCGCCGACACCCUAGGCCGCCGCUGGUCCUUUGUCUGGACCGGCUUCGCCAUGGGCAUCUUCAUGUUCUACCUCGGCUUCUUUGUUCGCUUUGCCGCCCCCAAGACCGGUGCGCCUCAGACGCCUGCGGGCACCGCCGCCCUGGUCAUGGUCUACCUCUUUGCCGCUGCAUUUCAGUUCGGCUGGGGCCCUGUGUGUUGGAUCUAUGUCAGCGAGAUCCCGACAAACCGGCUUCGAGGCUACACCGUCAGCAUUGCUGCUGCCACGCAGUGGGUGUUCAACUUGGUCGUCACCAGAAUCACGCCCAUCAUGCUCAAGACGGUCGGCGGAAGUACUGGGUACGGAACGUAUUUUCUCUAUGGGAGCUUUUGCUUUACUAUGGGCACCGUAGCGUUCUGGAUCCCAGAGACAAAAGGGUUGUCGCUGGAGCGCAUGGACGAGCUCUUUGGCACGGCCGACCUGGGUGUGGACGACCUCGGGGCCGCGACGAAACGGGCCGAGGCGGGAGAUGUCGAGGCUUCGCAGUAUGAGUACUCUGAGCAGCAGAAAUGA